Aspergillus tanneri is the source of this 693-nucleotide messenger RNA. RefSeq lists its product as uncharacterized. NCBI's taxonomy places the organism in Eukaryota, Fungi, Ascomycota, Eurotiomycetes, Eurotiales, Aspergillaceae. The transcript has a single exon. The record is from RefSeq and is a predicted model, not a curated record. Bases 1 to 693 code for a protein of 230 amino acids.
AUGGACAGUAUCAUUGGUGCUCAAGAAAACCAAAGUGCCCCUAAGAAGGGAUCAAAGCGCCAGCCUCCCAAUGGGGGGCAAGUAACAUUGAGAGAUGCAUCUUACCAAGCUCAUAACCAAUCACCCCCGACAGUGUCUCCCGUUCGAAAGCCUGCUGACAAGUAUUUAGAACCCGCUGGAACCCACAGUAGCAUUGAACCCCACGAGUCCGGAACAAAAAAAGGGCAACUACCCACAGGCAAAGGAACCAGAAAGGGCGGGCCGCCUAGGGGGGCUUUGACUCGGACCAAGGAUACAAGUCCGCCCAACAGCCGGGGAGGGUAUCAAGGUGAAGCUCAUGAAGGUCUUUCCCGCUCGCUUCUCAGAGUUUUCAUUAGCAUCUUAAAGACUGAGGGGAAGCGGCCGGAUGGGCACAGCAACACAAUACAUAAGUAUAUACUUGUGGUGCUGCCUAAAGUUUUAUCGAAGUGCAAAACCAAGAAAGAGGAAUCGGAACAGAUGCAAAAGUUUAUAGCAGAAAAGUUACCGGAAGACCGCAGUUCGAAUCAAUUGUCGCAGAUACGGGACGAUAAAUCUGUGCAAGAGGUCCUUCAGUGUUGCAUCAGUAUGAUUGACGAGUUGGCUACUACUGAGAAAAAUUGGUACAUUAGAAACAGCUGCGUGGUCAUUGGUAAAUGGCUAAACAAAUUGUGA